AUGACAACCGCCACCCUCAUCGUCAACAUCGGCGUCUUGAUCCUCCUUCUCAAAGAGAAAACCUUGCGCACCCCGUUUAACCAGUACAUCAUCGCGCUCCUGUGCAGCAACAUCAUUUUCAUCGGUCUUGACAAUCCACUGAAAAUCCUGACUUUUUCCUUAGAAGACUGGUGGCUGGGCAGCGACGCCUGCACCGUACACAUUUAUUCUAUCUACGUCGUGGCGGCCGUGACCUUACACAUCCACCUCCUCAUCAGUAUCAACCGGGCCUGGGCGUUGUUCUGGCCCAUCGGUUAUAAAAACCGUCAUAAUGCGAUGGUGGCUGGUUUGCUGUGUUUGGCAAUGACGAUUUACGUCCACAUCCUUCUGUUGCCGGUGGUGUUCGGCGGAGCGCAGUUUCGACAGUCCAACGCCCGAGGUUGUUAUUUAAUCAUACCUGGGCAUUUCGGGUGGUCGACAUUUGCAGCGGUGUGGGUGUUCCAAGUCCCGAAGGUGUUCAUCCCGGUGUGCUAUCCGUUUCUCCUGUGGAAGGAGGUCAAGCGCAAGAAGACGCUGCGGCGACCGGCACCGGGUAUGGAGAGCGCAAAGAAACGCGGGAAGUCCCGGCCGUUUAUGGUGUUGACCUUAUUCACGGUGUGCGCGGUAGUCUGCUGGAUCCCCAGUACGGUUUAUUAUGAGAUGAUUAAGUUUAUACCGCCUCGGAAGUUGGAGACCCUGCGGAAUGUGCAGGGGACGUUGUUCCCGCUGCAGGCGCUGCUGGAUCCGGUGUUCUUCUGCUUAAGUUUGCGCAAUGUGCAUGAUUAUAUUGUGAAAGUGUGGCGACGGGUGUGCAAACGGGAGAAGAUCGCUAGCGCACCAACUUCUAUGAAAUCGAAUGUUACAUGA
This is a messenger RNA of Paramacrobiotus metropolitanus, 885 nucleotides long. Its product is annotated as allatostatin-A receptor-like. The transcript has a single exon. The record is from RefSeq and is a predicted model, not a curated record. The coding region runs from base 1 to 885 and encodes 294 amino acids. Gene Ontology annotation, cellular component: membrane. Gene Ontology annotation, biological process: G protein-coupled receptor signaling pathway. Gene Ontology annotation, molecular function: G protein-coupled receptor activity. Lineage: Eukaryota; Metazoa; Tardigrada; Eutardigrada; Parachela; Macrobiotidae.